AAGAAAACACAGAAGAAGAAGGAGGACAUGCGCAUGCGCGCUUUGACGCCUCAGCUCUAUGAAUCUGUGUGAGAUUAGCUGAGCCUGGCUGUUGUUAGCUGCCGCCGUUAGCCUGUGCGGUGUUUUUGCGGGUUCUCUUAGCCUGUUUCAAACGCAAGUCUUCCCGCCAGCUGGAUAAAUAAAAAAGGAGCUCCGGACAAACAUGUCCACCGCGCUGGAGAGCUACAUCAACCGUACGGUGGCCAUCGUCACUUCAGACGGCAGGAUGAUCGUGGGAACUCUGAAAGGCUUCGAUCAGACCAUCAACCUCAUCCUGGAUGAGAGUCACGAGCGCGUCUUCAGCUCCAGUCAGGGCGUGGAGCAGGUGGUGCUGGGACUCUACAUCGUCAGAGGAGACAACGUAGCGGUGAUCGGUGAGAUCGACGAAGAGACCGACUCCACGCUGGACUUGGGGAACAUCCGAGCCGAGCCGCUCAACUCUGUGGUUCACUGAGCUCACCGUCUCCACGGCAACAGUGGACUCAGGGGGAGGGGUCUGCUGCAGCGGGAGCCGUGGAGAUGAAGAUCUGAGGGUGAUCAGAGUCUUCCUCCUCCAACAGACUGUUCUGAUGUUUCCACGUUUGUAUUUUUAUAAAGGAGGUUUGAGUCACGGUCUUCAUCUCCAACAGAGAAAAGUUGAAUAACGUUGGAUUUGAUUCUUUUCAUUUUGCUUUAAGGUGAAACCAAGACUCAAAAAAAGACUUGAGUUUGUUUUAAAGCACAAAGUUCUGCUUUUCUUCAGCUCCAUGUUCUCGUCUUUCAGGGAAGAACAAAUAAAUGUGUGAAAAUGUUUUCCUUUUA
Molecule: messenger RNA, 840 nt
Organism: Oryzias latipes (Japanese medaka)
Lineage: Eukaryota; Metazoa; Chordata; Actinopteri; Beloniformes; Adrianichthyidae
Gene: lsm8
Product: LSM8 homolog, U6 small nuclear RNA associated
Biological process (GO): mRNA splicing, via spliceosome
Cellular component (GO): U4/U6 x U5 tri-snRNP complex; U6 snRNP; precatalytic spliceosome
Molecular function (GO): mRNA binding
Source: RefSeq, a predicted model, not a curated record